This is a messenger RNA of Crotalus tigris (Tiger rattlesnake), 7522 nucleotides long. RefSeq names its product ADAM metallopeptidase with thrombospondin type 1 motif 8 (gene ADAMTS8). Lineage: Eukaryota; Metazoa; Chordata; Lepidosauria; Squamata; Viperidae. Gene Ontology annotation, molecular function: metalloendopeptidase activity; zinc ion binding. The coding region runs from base 619 to 3423 and encodes 934 amino acids. The record is from RefSeq and is a predicted model, not a curated record. Gene Ontology annotation, biological process: extracellular matrix organization; proteolysis. The transcript has 9 exons.
ACUCAGGGAGAGCAAGCGCUCGUCCAAGGAAGGAAAAGCGGGAGGGGAGGUAAACUCAAAGGGAGAAAGAGAAAAGAAAGAAAGAAAGAGAGAGGGAGAGAGAGAGAGAGAGAGAGAGAGAGAGAGAGAGAGAGAGAGAGAGAGAGAGAGAGAGAGAGAGAGAGAGAGAGAGAGAGAGAGAGAAAUUAGAAUCCUCCAAGAAUCCUUUCGUCUCUGUGCGCUUUUCCCAACUGGACAAGUUGUCUUGCUGGUGCUGCUGUUUCUUGUCUGGUUUUGUGACAGUUGCUUUUGCAAAAGUCUAGGAGGUCCUGAGGAAGCUGAGUAGGUGAAGAAAUCACGGUUGGGGCAGAAAAGGAUUUUUCACCCUUUGCACCCUGGGCAACUUUGCUGCUAACUCAGCUGAUCCCUUAUUUCUCCCCUCCCCUCCCCUCGCUCUCUUCAACCUUUGCCUCAUUCUGUUUCUCUGCUUGAUUCCUAGUCCUCCGUUUUGCAGGAUUGCACCUUUAUCUCAAGCCAGUUGGGCACUUGCUUCUCUGGUGAAUCUCCACCCCUCUCUCUCUCUCUCUCUCUCUCUCUCUCUCAACUUGUUUUCUGCUCCUUCUCCAACUUCUAGCAUCUAUGCCACUUCCUUUUCAGCAGCAAUCCUUCGCUAGCUGGAGGGCAGCUCUCUUUACAUUCUUCCCCUUGUUGCUGCUUCAAAAUGCCUGGGCAUUAUCUCUCCAGAAUAGCGAUGUUCAGGAGGGGGUGCCCGUCUGGGAAAAUAUGCCUCUGGGCAGGGGCAGGCAGGUCUCCUUCUCCAUCACGGCCUUUGGGAAAGUGCUCCUGCUGCAGCUGGAACCCGAUGCCAGCUUCUUGGCUCCUGGGCUGAAGAUUCAACAUGUUGGUAGAAGGGAAUCUAUUGGGUUCUUGACUGAGAAGGAGGAGGAGGAGGAGGAGGAGGAGGAGGAUGUGAAGCUCAGAAGAUGCUUCUACUCAGGGACUGUCAAUGCACAACCAGACUCCCUAGUGGCUGUCAGCUUAUGUCAGGGCAUCCAUGGCUCCUUCUUUGUGGAUGGAGACAAGUACGUCAUCCAGCCCCAAAAUCGUGGAAGCAAGGAUCCCCUGAUGCAGGUUCAUCAGAUCCAGAAGAGAAGCUGGUCAAAAGAAGCUGCCAAGGACAUGCGAGGAGGGGAAGCCCAGCUGGAACCCAACAGCACCACCCUGCACCGAGCGAAGCGGUUCACCUCCCAGGCUCGCUAUGUGGAGACCCUGCUAGUGGCGGAUACCUCCAUGGUCCAGUUCUACGGGCACGAUCUGAUGAAUCACGUCCUCACCUUAAUGUCUGUGGCUGCUCAAAUCUACAAGCACCCCAGCCUGAAGAAUUCUAUCAACCUGGUGGUGGUGAAGGUCUUGGUGGUGGACAAUGAAAAGGAUGGACCAGAAGUAUCUGACAAUGGUGGUCUGCUGCUGAGGAACUUCUGUAAUUGGCAACAAUUCUUCAACCCUCCAAGUGACCGUCACCCAGAACACUAUGACACUGCAAUCCUGCUGACAAGACAGGAUUUCUGUGGACAUCAAACCUGUAGAACCCUUGGAGUGGCUGAGACUGGCACCAUGUGUGAUCCAAACAAAAGCUGUUCUGUGAUAGAAGAUGAGGGUCUGCAAGCAGCUUACACCUUGGCCCAUGAACUAGGACACGUGCUCAGCAUGCCUCAUGAUGACUCCAAGAGCUGUGAAAGGCUCUUUGGGACAUUAGGAAAACAUCACAUGAUGGCUCCAUUGUUUAUUCAUUUGAACAAGACUCUGCCUUGGUCCCCCUGCAGUGCCAUGUACAUCACAGAAUUCCUGGAUGGAGGACACGGUAACUGUCUGCUUGAUGAACCAGUCCAACCUAUUGCCCUCCCGACUGAUCUCCCAGGCAAAAUAUCACUGUAUAACUUGGACCAGCAGUGUCAGCAAAUAUUUGGCAAAGAAUUUCGACACUGCCCAAAUGCCACACAGGAAGUCAUCUGCUCCCAGCUUUGGUGCAAGUUGGAAACUGGAGAGCAACUCUGCCACACCAAAAAUGGCAGCUUGCCCUGGGCUGAUGGGACACCCUGUGGGCCAGGGAAAAUGUGUUUGGAUAGCCACUGCGUGGCACAGGAUACGGUGAUGCCCAAGCUUGCUGUGGAUGGAAACUGGGGUCCCUGGAGCUCAUGGGGGCCGUGUUCCAGAACAUGUGGUGGAGGGGUGCAUUUCUCUUACAGAGACUGCGACAAUCCAGUGCCUAAAAAUGGGGGCAAAUACUGUGAGGGACAAAGAGUCCAAUAUGAGUCCUGCAACAUUGAGGAAUGCUCCCCAACCGACAAAAGCUUUCGAGAGCACCAGUGUGAGAAAUACGACAGAUACAAUUUCACCGAUUUGAAUGGAAAUUUGCUAGAAUGGGUCCCCAUGUACGCGGGAGUGUCUCCUAGAGAUCGUUGCAAGCUGAUCUGCCGGGCUAAAAGAGGCAAUGAAUUCAAAGUCUUUGAAACCAAAGUGAUUGACGGGACAACAUGUGCACCUGAUACACUCUCUCUGUGUGUGCAUGGACAGUGCAUCAAGGCUGGUUGUGAUCAUAUUAUUGGGUCUUCCAAGAAACUAGACAGAUGUGGCGUUUGUGGUGGGGACUGCUCAACUUGUAGGAAAAUAUCCGGCUCACUCAACAAAUCCAAGUUUGGGUACAACGAUGUUGUCACUAUUCCAGCAGGAGCAACCAACAUUGACAUCAAGCAACACAGCCGACGAGGAGUGAGGCAUGAUGGAAAUUACUUAGCUCUGCGGACCCUGGAUGGCAAAUACCUACUGAAUGGAAACUUCACUGUCUCAGCUAUGGAACAAGACAUUUUUGUGAAGGGGACUGUCCUGAGGUACAGUGGCUCCCUGACCACGCUGGAACGCCUCCAGAGUUACCAGCAGCUCCCCGAAUCCAUCGUGGUUCAGGUGUUGACUGUUUCCAGUGAGAUGCUCCUCCCAAAGGCAUUUCCCCCACCCAAGGUGAAAUAUACCUUUUUUAUCCCCAAGGACCUCCAAUUCAGCAAGCAGAAGAUCAAGGAGAAAAGCUUGGCCAACAUGAUCAAGCCCUUGCUGACCUCACAAUGGGUGCUGGGAGAUUGGUCGGAGUGCUCCAAAUCUUGCAGUUCGGGUUGGCAAAGACGAACCGUAGAAUGUCUGGAUGUGGAAGGGCAGCCUUCAUCCACCUGUGACAAGGCCCUCAAGCCUGUGGACAUCAAACCGUGCAGUGGUCUUCCUUGCCCGAUCUGGCAGAUGGGACCCUGGUCCCCCUGUUCCCAAACAUGUGGAGAAGGAGUGCGGACACGAAGUGCCUUGUGCAUUGACUACCUAGGCAAACCUGUUGCCUUUGAGAAAUGCAAUUCAUCGCAGCCCCCAGCAGCGACUACGGUCUGUCUGCUCCAGGAGUGCUGAAGUGAACGGAGGGCUGACAUGCAAUCCAAGAAGCCUCUGUAACUUAGUCUAACUACUAACCUAACUCAAACUAGGCUUGGCAUCUCCAAGCAAGGAAGUAGUUUUAAGGCCAAUGGGCACUCAUUGACUUGAAGAAGCCCUAUUUCCUAUACCUGUUCGAAAGAUUAGAAGGCAUUGAUUUCCACCACCACGACCCCUCUCUCUCUUUCUCUUUUGUGCUUUGUUUUCCUCCAAAUUGACAUCUACCUCAGUGGGGGAAAAAAUAGAAUUUUUGAUAAAUCAUUUGAUGUUUUGGAGAAAAAAAAAUGUCUGCAGGUCAAUACUUGGUAAUUAAGGGAAAUUCAUGUCCGAUCUAAGCAGUCCCUGCAGGUGAGCCAAAACUCAUCUGCAGCUUCACUGUGGGUUGGAUUUUAGAGACAUUAUUUAAGAUGCUGUUAUUCUUGCGAUGCAAUGGUAAUCCCCAUCAACACAGUUGUGUGCAUCCUUCAGUUAGCAAAACAGCUACAGUCUUUGGGGAGGGCGGGCAUACAAGAUUCUAUCUUUGAUACUGGCAACUGGUAAGUCAGUCCUUGGUUCAGUUGAUGCAAAUGAAGAUCGGGGUUGCUAGUUUGGACAAAUCAGUCCCAGGGAGUUUAUUGGGAUGAUCUGCAGUCUUAUGCAAUGUUUCUUCAAAGACAGUUUAGUCAUUGACCAUACAACCACAACUGAGCCCAACUUUCUGUCGCUACGCGAGACAUUUGUUAAGUAGGUUCCAUUUCUGUCGCUACGCAAGACAUUUGUUAAGUAGGUUCCAUUUUACAACCUUUCUUUCCACAGUUGUUAAGUGAAUCACUGCAGUUGUUAACAGCUAGUAACCUGUGAACUCGGCUUCCCCAUUGACUUUGCUUGUCAGAAAAUCAGAAACGGUGAUCACAUGACCCAGGGGUACUGCAAUCAUCAUAAAUAUAAGUCAGUUAUAUCAAGUCUCUGAAUUUCGAUCACAUGAUCAAGGGGGAUGCUGGAACAGUUGUCAGUGUGAAAAACAAGCAUAAGUCACUUUUUUCAGUGCCGUUGUAACUUUGAACAGUCACUAUACAAACCGUUGUAAGUUGAAGAUAUCUGUAUUAAGCUGAGGACAGUCAUCAGCUGGCUUUCUCUGCGAUUGACUAUGAAAUCUUUAUCAAUAGUUAUCAAUCUUUAUUAUAGGUCCUCCUGUUAGAUGAGAUGUUAUUCUACAGCCCACUCAUAUUACCAUUCAUCUUAGCCCUGGAGAUUCAGAAUAACAGAUGUAAUCCGUGCUUCCCUUUGUGCUCAUAUAUCUUUCAUCAUUUUGGAAGCUUAGGUAGCAAUAUGGAUGCCAGCGCUGGAGGAAAGAUAACUAAAAAUAUAUGGGUAGAAUAUGCCUCCAGAUCCAUUCUAAUAUUAGGGUUGAGUGUAUGAUUAAUAUUUCUCCUUCCCUCCAUUUUGUGGGGGGGAAAGGAUACAAUCUUAGAAUCACUAAAAUGCACUAAAGUAGGGUUUUUAUUGUACUUUCCUAAGAUUGUUUGGUAAUGUUGUUAAGAAGUGUCCCUUGUCACUCGCUGACAAAAAUUCACCUUUGGAAGCUGCAAUUUGUAGAUCAAGAAAUGAGGUCAGCAAACAAAUGCUGUGAAUACUGACCAAGGAACAUUUAUCCAAAUUACUAGGGCAUGGUGAUCCACUGCAUAAUGCAAACAAAGGCACUUCAGUAGUCUCUUGACUCUUUGCUUAGGUUAAUCAUAGUUUACCUUUUCUCAACCAGAGAAACUCUUCAUUAUUUCUAGUCUUUCAUGUGUUUCUUCAGCUUAUGCAUUUAUCAAAAGGGCCAUUUCAAAAAAAAAAAAAACCACAUAUAACUUUUUGAUCAGAUUCCUUAUUAUUUGUAAAUAAAUGUUCCGGUUUUAGUGUGACUCAAAUGGAUGUGUCAGUAUUGACAUUUGUAUCUCCAACCUCUUGGGAUUUUUGUCUUCGGUCUAAUUUUCAGACUAAAGUCACUCAGUACAGUACAUGAAAUGGGAAAUUGGUGCUUAAUACAUCACCACUAUUCUACAAUGGGUAGCAAAGUUCUAGCUGCUUUUCGGCACUGUGCUCAAAAUGAUGUUAACAUACUAACACCUCCGAUCUUGAUGGUGACCUUAUUCUCCUAUAUUAAGCUUUAGCCUUUUUCCAUAAUGAAUUCAGAAAAUGCAGAAAAAUGAAUUCUCUUUUUGUCCUUGCAGAGUUCACUAUGUCUCUCCAUUUGCUGCACCCUCAACUUGAAUUGUCAUUCUGGGAUUUUGUUCCCUGCAGGAGCUUCUGUGUGACUUAUUUAGGAAACAGUGCAUUUUCUCUAGACGAACAAGGACGUCUGCCUUUGAAAAGUGUGGUUCAAAAAAUAGCAUCAAUAGCAUAGUUCUUUCCACUCUUAAAUUAUGCUGAUCUCAUAAGGAAUAGUUAAAGGGAAGCCAGAUAGUUUGAUGUUGAAAGGGAGCGAGUCCCAGUUCUGGAACAAAAAUAAGAUCCUGUUCAGAGAACAUGUGUUUACAAGUGGGCUUCGUUGUAUAACUACAAAGUGGUACAUGGUCAGCCCUGGCCUUUACUUUGCAUUUGUCCCUUAUGGAUACAACUGAGUUCUACCUGGUGAAACACAAAGAUACAGAGACUUGCAGCAGGUUUAUCUAUUUAUUUAUAAAAUGUAUCGGCUGCCUGUCUUAUACCAUGGGGUAACAUAUUCAGUUAAAACAAAAAAAGUUACAAUCAGACACUAAAACCAAGGUACAUGGGGAGAGCAGGGAUGGAGUGGGGGGGGAGGUGGGAUCUGUUAUUACUUAAUCAACCACCUCCGUUGUGCUGUUCUGCCAUCGGAACCCCAAGCCGACUGGCAGAACCAGGUCUUUAGGCCCUUAUGAAAGGAUAGGAGAGUUGGGGGCAACCUCACAUUGGAGGGGCAAGAUGUUCCAGAGGGCAGGAACCACAACAGAGAAGGCCCUCCUUCUGAACCCCACCAGCUGGAAUAAUUGGGCUGACUGGAACCCAGAGCAGGCCUCCUCUGCCAGCAGGAGUGGUACGGGCCAAUCCCAGUGGGGUGACAUGGUCCCUCAAGUAUGGUUCUUCCAUUUCUUGCUGUGUGCAAAUAGCCAACAUUUUCUUCUUUAAGACCACUGCAGAUAGAUAAGAUUGUUCAUAAUUAUAUAUUAAUAGAAUGGGGGGGGGAACGUGCAGAUUUUGAUUCUAAUAACUAUGUGUAGAGGAAGCUAGGCUGGAGUCCCACUUAAGAUUCUGCUGAACUUCUGUCUGCAUUGGAACUGCAAACUCAGUCUAGGGAGGGACUGUCUGUCUGCCUUUAAUUCAGUCCCCGUGCAUCUCCACUGAGAUCAUUAUCCUGUCAUUGUCUUUUAUUUGCUAUCUGCUAUAGAGCAGGCAGAUCUUCUUCCUGGGCUGAACUUCUUCCUUCCCAGCUCGGAAUCCUGCCAAAAGCACGCGGAACUGCCAAGGCAUAUUUCUGGUCCAGACUGUCUGGCCUUAAAGCAGACAUCCAAAUCAAGUGAACUUCUACCUUUUUAAGCAAGCUGUAUUUGAUUUGCACUGAGGUCUGAGGCUCCCUAGUAGUGUGAAAUAUAUUCAAAAAAAGAUCUUCCAGAAUACCAAGAUUCUCUGCUUUGGGAUACAUUUGGAGAGGGGGAACAAUUUAUUCAAGAAAGAUCUUUCUUUCUCUGCUUUUCUGAGGUUCCUUCACUUUCCAUCCAGCAGAUGUUUGUAUCUGACUGCACUGUGUUUUUGAAACGUAACAUUAACAUCAUGCAUCUUUUCUUUUCUUUUUCUUUCUUUCUUUCUUUGUUUCUUUUUCUUUCUUUCUUUCUUUCUUUCUUUCUUUCUUUCUUUCUUUCUUUCUUUCAUAAUUCCUUGAAGAUUUGGGAAUAUACUUCUUCCCAUCUCACUGGAAAAUUACCAUUUGAAGCAGCAGAUGUUAGCAUUUUCUGCUGAAUAUAUCCACUCUAGGGAAGAUGCCCGACUGUCUUUUCAAGCAUCGUACUGUGCUUCUGCUGACCUAUAACGCCACUUUCCAGUUUUCUGCUUGAUCCAUUCAACAUCAAGCAGUAGACACCUUGCCUAUUAAUUGAUA